This is a messenger RNA of Caenorhabditis sp. 36 PRJEB53466, 1392 nucleotides long. The record is from the annotation of a GenBank genome assembly. NCBI's taxonomy places the organism in Eukaryota, Metazoa, Nematoda, Chromadorea, Rhabditida, Rhabditidae.
AUGGCUUCGGAAUUUCGUUUUUCGCACGACUCCAAGUCAACGUACGAAGUAAUCACCUUGAAAAGCUGGUGAUUCUUUACGAGGGUGACGAGGAAAAUUCUACGGAGUCAGUAUUCGUCCGACGGCACGCAUCUAAAGUUUUGGCGCGCGCGGAAAAAGGCUUGGAGAGCGCGCCAGCGCGCUCCUUAUCUGUUCCGUGACUUCAGAUGCGUGCCGUCGGACGAAUACUGAUUAAUUUCACUUGAUUUCUCGAGAACGAGUUUAUUAUGAUGCAAACUAAUAAAGAGACACAAAAAGCACGCACGUCGCAGUCAUAUUUCGAAAAAAGCUAUUUUGGCAGUGAUCCCAAGACAUUUCAGCGAGUUUCUCGUUGCUGCUUGCGAGUUUCAAUCAUAAUGAACUCGUUUCCAAAAAAUUAGGAAAAAUGAAUGAGUAUUCUUCGAACAGCACGCAUCAGAAGUUUUGGCGCUCGGGCCAGAAUAGACUUGGAGAGCGCUGAGUCCGCGGACAUACAAAAAGACAGACAGGCAGACGCCUCACGGGCCGGCAAUUCAUACAUUGGCCGAGAAAAUUUUGCGCCUUGCGAAACUUCGGCCACGUGUGUUUUUUCAACACACGAACUGGUUUAUCUGCUAUAAAAGAUUCUCUGGCAGUUUUAAGUGAUUCAUUCGUGUUUUGUCAUUGAAGUUAAUACACUUCUUUACUUUGACUUCCGUUUUUAUUAAUUUUCACAGGUUUUCCAUCGAAGUUUUUGUAACAUUCGCUAAACAUUGAGAUUUCCGCUCCGUGACGUUUUCAGAAACCUUACAUCGAUCGGAGUUCUGGCUCAAAUUAUCGAAUACAAUAGUGAGAAACUUUUGGCAAAAAAUCAGAGCCCUCUGUGAUCAAAAUCUCAACUUUUUUUAUCGAAGUUUUUGUAAAAUUCACUAAAAGUCGAUAAUUCAGCUCCGUGACGUCUUCAGAAACCUUACAUCGAUCGGAGUCCUGGCUCAAAUUAUCGAAUACAAUAGUGAGAAACUUUUGGCAAAAAAUCAGAGCCCUCUGUGAUCAAAAUCUCAACUUUUUUUCGGUUUUUCAUAAAUUUCCCGAGAUAUAAGGGUGUGAGGCCGAAAAGGCCGCAAUGUUCGCAAAAAUUCGGCUUUUCCAGCCUCUAAACUUGGAUCAAAGAUGUUUCAAGCCAAGUCCAAGAAGCCUGCACGGUAUGGACCCGAUCCGGUUAUUGCGUGGAGUCAACACUCUCAUCAACAAGUCAGAACGCUGAUUAUCGUCAAUUCAGAACGCUGGCAUGUGAAUGCUCUACAUCGAAAGGAUAUGCGCCGGAAACUCUCCUCUCAAAUAUAAUAAAAAAAUUGGAAGACACAAUUCUCCACAAAUUAAUAAAUUUAGGGCUAA